Messenger RNA from Ornithodoros turicata, 2721 nucleotides. RefSeq names its product neprilysin-1-like. NCBI's taxonomy places the organism in Eukaryota, Metazoa, Arthropoda, Arachnida, Ixodida, Argasidae. Gene Ontology annotation, molecular function: metalloendopeptidase activity. Bases 706 to 2694 code for a protein of 662 amino acids. Gene Ontology annotation, biological process: protein processing. Gene Ontology annotation, cellular component: plasma membrane. The record is from RefSeq and is a predicted model, not a curated record. The transcript is spliced from 2 exons.
UAAAUGAUAUUCAUCAUGCACCUAUGACAACUGGUCUGCUCUCGUUCGGAGUACAAUAUAGUGUCCUAUGGGUAAUUGAGCUAUCACCGUAAAUAAGUAAAUAUUUCACGCACAAUAUACUAGCGCAGUCCGCCGUCCGUUGCGUGGUCGGUUUAUACCCCAAUGGAUGUGUGCCAAGUGUUGCAUUAACAUCAAUAUAAAAAAUAAUAAUAAAAGUAAUAAAAUAAAUAGUAACAAUAAAAAAAAAGAAAUGACGAUGAAGCAGCGUGUUCCAACUUCACCCCUUCGAGGUUUACGUCUGAAAGCGCGACGAAGACGAAGGGGAGGAGGAAAGCUAAACACAGCGGCCACAAGCCUCCUGUGUUCGAGGAAGGCCACAGGACCAGGGCCCGGAUUCUCGCUCCGCCCUGAGGGUUAAGUGCACGCGCAGGGACCCUUUCGUCCAUUCACAAAGCAUGGACAGAAGGGCCUCUUCGCGUCGAACCGAGAAUCCGGGCCCAGGAUGCUUGACCAGAAGAAGAAGAGGAGUAGGAAGAAGGCUCGAGGGACAGAGGCAGUAACCCUUUUAAGGAACCAUUGCCAUAUCACCGCAAGGAAAUUUGCGCCCAGAACAAGACAGUGCUCUACGAGGCCCUUCUAAUUAUUGCAUGAACCAUCAAAAAUACACCAAUACGUCCCUCACUUCCUGCACUUCAUCCGCAUCCUAUGCUGGUCAUGCCGACGCAAACGCUCGAACCACAAGCACGGAGCAAGAGGUACUUGAUUUGCUUUGGAUGUGCUCUCAUCGCGACGUCCUUAUUCAUUGCCUUCGUGUACAUCGCCCUCUCGCCGCAUGUCGCCCGUCGGAGUGCCUUAAAGGUCGACGUCUGCAACACAUUCGCUUGCCAAGCCUACGGAGUCAUGAUCACCAGGACCCUGAACACUUCCCGCAACCCGUGCGACGACUUCUAUCACUACGUCUGCGACGGCUGGAACAAAAUGCACGCCACGUCGGUAUACGAGAACCACAUGAACCAGUUUGUAGAGCAGCUCUCGCGUGAGCUGCAGGUCCCUGUACCGGCCAAUAACCAGACUGCGGCUCAGAAGGCAGCAAGACUUUACCAGUCCUGUAGAGCAGUGGCGACUCAAGCGGUCGACGAGACGGAGAACUUCCGACGCAUUCUACGCGACUGCGACAUCGAUUGGCCAAAGAUCUCUUCAACUGCAGACGCACUUGCGACGCUGGUAAAGUUGUACAAGACAUUGAGAAUGGACACACUACUCAAUAUUGGCAGGACUCACCACAGAGGUGCACAGGCUCUCCGGAUAUUUCCAGCAUCCAUAGUAUCUAACACUCUGAGGCGAAGAGGUCUCAUCAACAGCAGAGGGAAGUACGAGGAGUACUACGCAAACAUGGUCAACUUCCUCAAGACCGCGGACACCAAGGAGGAUGAACUGCAGCCUUACUCAACUUUUGCGCGGGUCGAGGCGGAUAUCCUCGUGGACUUGCACAGCGCAUACAGGAGCGGACGUAACAGACCGCCUCUAACGCUGAACCUAUCGCAGUUGCACGAAAUAACGCCGUCCAUACCUCAAAUAAGAUGGAACCUCUUGCUGAUCUCGGAACAAGUAACAGAGUUCAGCCCAAAGCUUCCCGUCCUCGUAGAGAAUCCGCAAUACGUUCGCACGUUCAGCAACCUCCUGAGGACGAAUGGUGAAGAGACGGUGCACCUGUACAUCGGUUGGCUCGCUGUCCAGGUCAUCGCGCCACACUUGACGUCAGACGUGGCCGGCGUCUACUGGGGUGGCCAGAGCUUUGGACUCGACAACAACGUCCACCUUUGUUUGCACUUCACCGAGGUAGCCAUGGGGUGGGCCGUCUAUUCCCAGUUCAACAGCAAAGCCUUCGACCAGGCUAGCCUGGACAAGGUCCGCAAUAUUACUGCAGACAUCGCCACAUCCAUCGCCUCCAAAUUCGCGUACGGAGUACUGGACAACGCCACGAUGAACAAGAUCGACUCCGACCUGCGUCGAAUGCUGGAACUUUAUGACAGGUACCAGACAGGACGAGCGCUGAAUGAGGUAUUCAAGAAUGUGAGUGAUAUGGGCAGUACCUUCUCAGCCAACUGGUUGAACGUGGCGAAGGGCUUAACCGACUACUACGCCAACGGCACUGAUUUCGUGAACAGCUUCUUCACAAAUUAUAUUACGACCUCCAACGUAUAUAGCUUCGACUUCGGGGGCACGUUGCUCGUUCCUCCGUACGCCACUAUGCUGCCCACAUUCGAGCCAGACAUAGUGGACUCCGUGCAAAGCGGGGCCCUGGGAACCAUUAUUGGUGUCACAGUUUUCAAUGCUAUCCACAAAACACUAUUCAAUAGCUCUUCGAAGGAACUGCAAUGCUACCGAAACGUGUUUAGUAAUACCCAUAAUGCAGAUUACCUGGCGGACUCUGCAAUUUCCCUGGAGAUCGCUUGGAACGCGUAUCGUAGCUACGCAAUGCGAAGCGGGCUUCGCACGAGGAUCAAGGGACUACACAGCCUGUCCGCGGACAAACUGUUUUUUAUUUCUCAAUGCUACCUCCUGUGCGGGCCCCAGGACGCUCUACACCGGGCUGAGAUGUGCAACGAACCGCUGAGGCACAGCAAUGCAUUUUCAGAUACUUUUACGUGUCUUACGGGCAGUGCAAUGAAUGCCACAAAGUGCAGCUUGUAGAAAAUAAUAAAGCAGCACCAAAGGCAG